Molecule: messenger RNA, 2893 nt
Organism: Hippocampus comes (tiger tail seahorse)
Lineage: Eukaryota; Metazoa; Chordata; Actinopteri; Syngnathiformes; Syngnathidae
Gene: rem2
Product: RAS (RAD and GEM)-like GTP binding 2
Exons: 5
Coding region: 445-1368 (307 amino acids)
Cellular component (GO): plasma membrane
Molecular function (GO): GTP binding; calcium channel regulator activity; GTPase activity
Source: RefSeq, a predicted model, not a curated record
AGAGAGAUUGGCGGAGGGAAGGGGGCGGGCGGGAGAGGGAGACAGGUAGAGUCUGAGCAGGGGCGGGGAGGGGAAGCGUAGUCGCGGCUUCUCGCCGGGACACAUUAAAGAAGGUCAACGAGAAGAUGUGAUGGAUUGCUGAUGGUCGUCUCUCCUCUCCGUCAUCCAAUUGCACGCGCAGAAGCAGGUGGUGUCCAGCCUACUACAAGCAUUCCCGUCUACCAUCUGCACGCGCCGCGCCUUGCCAUCCGCCGCCGGAUUUUACGCGCCGUAGAAGGAAGAAAGAGACGUCAUGAUCAAUGAGACGCCGAGCGUCUUUUUAUUGCAGCGCGCGCCGACGCCGAUGUGCUCGUGUUCCCGGGAUCGCAUUUAAGGCCAAAUGACUUGAACCGGUCAUCGCACGCGAGGUUGUAACUACAGCUCCAAAGAUCAUUGUUGCAAACCAUGGCUGACCAGUACAGUAUGUUUCUCACCACCGCACCCCCCCUGCGACGAGGAAGCACACCCCUUCCCGUCAAGCACCAGCUGCGGAGAGAAGAGGCCGUGUCCGACGACUGCGAUUGGAUCCCGGGAUUGGAGGAACCUGCCACCUUGCCGAUCAGUGACACAACAUCGCCCGGCGAUGAAUCGUUCGGUCAAACGCCGGCCGGCCAGUCCGCUUACCACAGUCAGGGAGGGGCACUGAAGAUUGUGCUACUGGGACAGAACGGCGUGGGCAAGUCGUCACUGGCCUUGUCGCUGGCCGGCCAGUCGGACAGAUCGCUCUCCGUCGACUCCGAGACCCAAGCAUGCGGCGAGGGCUACGAGUGCACGGUCACAAUUGAUGACGAGGACAGCAAAAUCAUCGUUUUUGACAAUUGGAAACAGGACCUGUGCACUCUGCGGUGCGAUGUAUGCAUCCUGGUCUUCUCCGUGACUGACAGGCGAAGUUUCCAUCGCACCGCGCAGCUCCGCCUUCUCCUCAGGGAGUCCCAGCCUCACACGCCAAUCAUCCUCGUGGGCAACAAGAGCGACCUUGUUCGCUCUCGUGAAAUCAGCACUGAGGAGGCCCAAUCCAGCGCCAUGAUGUUCGACUGCCACUACCUGGAGCUCUCGGCCUCACUGGAACACGGCACCAACGAGCUGCUGGAGGCGGCCGUCCGGGCCGCCAGGGGCGACUGCGUCGGACCCGCCUGGGCGGACGGCGACCCCGCUUCGGGCCGCCGGGAAAGCUUGACCAGUCGGGCCAAACGGUUUCUGGCGGGCCUCGUGCCGCGCUCUUACGGGCGAGAGCGUGACAGAGGACGCUAUCGGGAGAUGAGCCGCCACCGGGGCAGCAAGAUCCUUCGCCAGAAGUCUCGCUCCUGCCACGACCUCAGCGCACUGUGACAUACAGACAAGGAGACCGGCUCAAGACACACUUCAACACAUUUAUAUAUACACACACACACACACACACACACACACACACAUGCACGCACACCAGUCAUGCCGGAGGGGGAGGUGUGAAAUGUGAACUGGAAGAAGAUACACAGGAGCAGGAAUGACAGGGAGAUAGAAAAGGCGCAAAUGGCUGCACAUGCUCUCUCAGGCUGAAGCUUUGUGGCCCCGCGUGCUGAACGUCCUUCAAAUAAGCCAUUUGGAGAUAAAGCAUUUGAUUUGAGCGGCGACUGAUGGGGGGGCUCCAAAAGAGUACGCAGCGGGGGCUGGAUCGAUUUCAUGGAAGACUCGUAACCUUGAACCCUCGCAUACAAAACCCCCGAAUCAGAAAGGCAACACGCUGGAAUGAGUUCAGAUCCAAACAAUAACACCGUCGGGAUUCACUUUGACCUCAAGAAAAAUAGCACAUUUCAUUUUUCACCUCAGGAGUGGACAUUUUGAAGCCGAUAUUUUCUCUUUUUUUUUUUUUUAUUCAGUUGACUGGAUCUCUUUGAGAGCGCGACCGUGUAUUCGCUUGCAAAUAAUCAGGGAUUGAAGACGUGUGGUGAAGUACCUCCGGCGUGAUGACUUUUUGUUCUUUUCUUGAGGAGUGCAGCCACGCGGGGUCUUUACAGUCUUUCUUGUUUUGAAUACACGGCACUUCUUCUCUCCCGACUUUUUCCGAUGUGAUGAAGGAUGAAACUAAAUCACCACUGCCACAUCCCACCUGCUCUUUCUACCUGUUGGGAGAUGCGAAUGGAAGGACAUGAAAAGGACAGACAGGCGGAGGGAGGGAAGUCACAAAGAGACACACUCAAGUAGCACGCACCGAUGAUGCAGACUGAUUAGCGAGCUCACGUCAACGUUUUGUGGAUCCUGUUUUAGAGCAUGCCCAGUAGACGGCUGGCCCUGGAGGUUGAUGGGUUGGACUGGACCUCGCUGGCCAAUAGGUAACGCACAAUCUAGCUAGUAAAACUAUCGCAAAUGCAAGACCCUUUAUUUCACCUCCUUAGCCGUUGAUGCAUUUUUUUUUUCGCCCCUCUCGACAUCCUCUCUUUCUCUUCCUGAGUGUUUAGCUCUCAUGGUUGCCCAAGCCAUAUGAUUGCACCAUAAGCAAAUCAGCACCGAGAACCCUUUACUGCAAGAAGCGGAGUCAAGAAGGCUUUUAGGGAAUGAAUAAUAGUGAGGUUUGGGGUCAAAGGUGACUCGGAACAUUUAGCUUGAUCACAGAAAGAAAGAAAGAAAAAAAAGAACAAAUCCAAACUCCCUGUCGACGUUUCAUUUCGGUCAUGUUUCUCGCUCCAUCCGCUGGCAUUAUUGUGAUGUCUGCUCAGGCUGAAUACUGUGGGGGGGCAGCGGCGCAGGUGAGCAGACGAGGCCGUUCUGGAAAAGAGAUCUCACGAGAGGGGCCGUCACCGACACGGGCCCGCUUGUUGGUCACACUCGGCUAAGCACUCACAUGGCUUUCCACUGAAUAAACUUUGCUUUGACGUCC